Messenger RNA from Naegleria fowleri, 4314 nucleotides. RefSeq lists its product as uncharacterized. The transcript is spliced from 4 exons. The coding region runs from base 1 to 4314 and encodes 1437 amino acids. The record is from RefSeq and is a predicted model, not a curated record. Gene Ontology annotation, biological process: protein phosphorylation. Gene Ontology annotation, molecular function: protein binding; protein kinase activity; ATP binding. NCBI's taxonomy places the organism in Eukaryota, Heterolobosea, Eutetramitea, Acrasida, Naegleriidae.
AUGAAACAUUCCUUCUCAAGCAGGCAGAAACAAAUCCUUCUCUUGGUCGUCAUCCUCGUCAUCAUUGGUUGGCUUUCAUCCCCAAACCCUGAAUAUAUACUGGGCAUUCCCGUGAAAUACAAAACUCACACCAUUGCUGGUUCGUAUUAUGUCGAGGGAGUCACGGAGACCUAUGACCUUGGAGAAUUUACCCCACUCAAUCAAAUUGGUGCUGCCGUCAUGAAUGACCAACAAGAAAUAUUUGUCUCUGACAUUUCCAAUCAUGUGAUACGAAAAAUACUUUCGAAUGGCACCUCCAUCUUGUUCGCAGGAGUGGCAACAGCAGGUUACAAUGGAGAGGGUCUUCAUGCCUUGCAAACACAAUUCAAUCGACCAACAGGAUUGAGUUUGGCUGCGAAUGGAGAUUUGUUUAUUGCUGACACUGGAAAUUCAUUGAUUCGAAAAAUAUCGGCGUCGGCAAGGAUGGUUUCUAAUAUUGGGAAAAGUAUGGAUUUUAACAAUCCCAUGAGUGUGUUUGUUUUGGAUGAUACCAAUGUAUAUGUGGCGGACACGGGAAACGAGUUGAUCAAGCAUGUGAACACACUCACUGGAAAGAUUACCAUUGUGGCAGGAGGUGGAUCCAUCUUAAGAAAUAAUGUUUUAGGAACCAAUUCAAAAAUCACAGCUCCUCAAGGUAUUCAUGUCACCAAGUCAGGUGUCAUCUUUGUGGGUGAUAUGGCUGGAUGGGUACGAAAAAUUGAAGGUCCAACACUUGGUCAACAAAUUAUCUCGAGUCUUCCUGGUAGAUUUACUUCUCCCAAAGGAAUUUCAAUGAAUAGUAACAACGAAUUAUUGGUGGCAGAUUCGGGUACCAAUAGUGUCUAUUUGAUAUCCUCUGAUGGAACAAGAACAACCAUUUUGGCUGGAAAUGGAACGAAUGCCAAUGGAGAGUUUAUUAAUGCAAGACUUGCAUGGAUCAAUCAACCCUCUUUUGUUCAGGCGACCACACAAGGAGAUGUAAUCAUUACGGAAAAUAGAAAAGUUAAACGCCUGAAAGAUGGAUUAAUAUCCACUAUUUGUGGACGCUAUGUCAACAAUUUAAAAUAUGGAGAUGGAAUGAAAGCAACUAAUUAUGGAGUCACAAUUCAUCCCUAUCAUAUUUCUGUGAACAACAAAGGAGAACUAUUGAUUGUUGACUCUGAUUUUCACACAGUGAGAAAGGUCUUAAACAAUGGAGCAAUUAUCACCAUUGCUGGAAUUCCAAAGACUUUAGGAUAUAAUGGAGAUGGAAAAGCUUCUCAAGUGAUGCUUUCAAACCCAUCUGGUAUUUACAUUUAUGAAAAUGGAGAAAUUCUGAUUGCGGAUCGAGGAAAUAAUAUGAUUCGAAUCAUUCAAAAUAAUGGCAACAUGACCACCUUGUUUAAUGCCACAAGUCCAGUGUCAGUUUUUGCCACAGGUGUCAAUUUCACACAGGGAGAAAUUUAUUUUUCGAACGUGACUGGAAUUUACAAACGUGACAGGUGGUUCAAUAUUUUUCUUGUUUACAAAUAUCAAACCACUCCAUUAGACGUCACUGCCUUAAAAUUUCAUGUACAAGUCAAAGAGGACGGUAAUGUCAUUUAUUUGUCUGAAUAUGGACAGUACGCUCUCGUCAACUAUUUUGAAAAGAAUCAAACCAAUGCGACGCUACUCCAUGAUUCCAACAACCAAACACUUUCAAGUAUUUUUGUGAAAAAUUCCACUCUAUUUUUUGUGAAGGGAUACUCAAGAAUUUAUCAAUUACAGAUCGAUGGUUCCAUUCAGCAACAACUUGUCGCAGGAGUAGAGCCCAUCGAUGGGUACGAAGUUGCUGGCUAUAGUGGUGAGCUCUUAAAUGCAAAAGAAUCCAUGUUAAGAUAUCCAAAUUGUUUAUUUGUUUCCAACGAAGGAGAAGUUUUCUUUUCAGAGAAAUCAGGAUUGGUCAGAAAAGUUACAAGAGAUGGACUUGUGGUUUCUGUGGCAGGUCGUACACCUUUCAAAACAGGUGGUCUAUCACCCACACAAUCCAUUUUCCCAUUAGUGUUGGGUGUUGCACCUGUAAACGAUGGAGGAUUUAUUACUCAGGUCAACGAUCCCAAUUUUUCUAACAUGUUACUCCUCAUUAAUUCCACGACAGGAAUAAUGAAACUACUUGCAGGACAUCGAGUUAAAUUACCUCUUUCUCCUUCUAAAUAUGAGGGUCCUUUGACUUAUUCCUUUAUUGGACUUCCUUUUUUUACUUCUGAUUUAAAAAGUGGAGAAUUGAUUGUUAUUGAUUCCAAGAAUCAUUUGAUUUACAAAGUUUUUAAUAACGACACAAUCUCUCUGGUGGCAGGAAAUCCCUUAUCAUCCGGAUUUAGCGAAGAUGGUACUCCAGCAUACAUGUCAAAAUUAAGAAUUCCAAAGAUUCCUGUCAUUUCACCAAACAAGGAAAUUAUUUUCGCAGAAUGGGGCAGUGAAAGAAUUAGAAAAAUAUCAAAUUCUGGAAUACUGUCGACAGUGGUCAAUUCAACAAAGACUGUACAAGGUCUAGCGAUCUCACCAGCUGGUGAUAUUUAUUUCUCAGAUACUGUCAGCAAUGUCAUUAAGGUUUUUAACAUUUCUACAAAUUCAGUUUCAUUGGUUGCCGGAAAUGGAAAACAAGGAUUUUUUGGACAAAACGUUUCAGCACUUGAAGCUACUUUCAAAGCACCUACUGCUUUAGCAUUUGCCAAGAAUGGAGACUUGAUCAUUAUGGACUCUGGUAACAGUUGCAUUCGAAAAGUGUCAAAUGGCAAUGUGACAACCAUUGCUGGAGUUCCUUUUGCAGCUGAUACUUGUAAAUACAAUGGAGAUGGAUUGUUAUCAACCUUGUCUUGUAUGUCAGAAGGAACUUCCAUGUUUGUCGACAAUUAUGGAAAUAUCAUAUUCGGAGACACUUCGAAUGGUCUGGUUCGACAAUUGACUCCUUUUUGUGAAGGAAAUUUCACAUUGGAUUCCACCUAUUCGGAAUGUGUUUGUUUAAAUGGAUGGACAGGAAUGUCAUGUGAAAUUCCAAUAUGUAAUGGCACUUCUGCUUCCAUGAUCGGCACUGUUUGUUCUGGAAGAGGUCAAUGUAAGAACCCUAAUGUUUGUGUUUGUGAUAAGGGUUUUGAAGGCACUUUUUGUGAACAAUUUACGAAGAGUUCUUCUGAAACGUCCUCAACCACCAUCAUUGUUGCAGUGGUGGUUCCAAUAGGUCUCAUUGUUCUUAUUCUUGUGGCAGUCAUUGUGAUGAGUGCACUAUUAUUGAGUUUGAGAAGAAGAAGAAAAGGAAAUGAUCAAGACAUGGAAUUGAACAACCAUAAACAUACAACCAUGUUUGUAAAGAGUGAUACGAUUGAACUUGUCAAUUCGGACGCCAUCACAACAACCGAUCGACAAACUCUCUCAGAUUUCCCCUCAGAUGCAAGUGUCAAUUUUACGCCCUUAUUGAGCUCCAGUUCACGAGAGUCGGCGUCUCGUACUAUUUCACAACACGAUCCAUUUGCAAGAUAUCAAAAUAUUCAGAAAAUUGGACAAGGAGGAUUUGGUUCCGUGUUCAAAGCUCUCGAUUCCAAAACCAACAAGACAGUUGCUGUGAAGGUUUUAAAAUUUUCAUCCAUGGAGGAAUUGAAUAAUUUAAUGAAAGAGGGAAUUGAAUUGUUGAAAAUCAAUCAUGACAAUAUCUUGAAAGUCAACGAUGUGUUCGUGUCAAAAGAUCAACUUCUUUGCCUUGAGAUGGAUUUUUGUGAUCAUGGUGAUUUGAAUCGAUUCACAUCAGACACUAGUAGUAGUGCAUGUUCUGAAAACAUGAUCAAGCAAAUUAUUUAUCAAAUCUGUUGUGCUCUUUCGUACAUUCAUGGAACUUUGAACAUGAUCCAUCGUGACAUCAAACCUUCCAACAUUUUCAUUAAGGAUCUUAAGGAUGACAACAUAUGGGUCGUGCUCGCUGAUUUUGGAUUGGCAAAAGGAAAUUCCAUUUCUGAACAUCAAUCCUAUGCUGGAACACCUCUUUACAUGAGUCCAGAAAUUUGUAUGGGAUGCAAAUACUAUUCCAACACGGAUAUUUAUUCAUUGGGAGUGACGAUUUACCAGAUCAUGACUAGAGAUAUUUAUACUUCCAUUAGUCAUAUUUUGCUCUCAAAAGAUUCACAAGAAUCCAAACAAUUCCUUCGAAACAAAAUGAUGAAUGAGGAGACCUAUUCAGAAGAAUUGAUCGAAUUGGUCAUACAAAUGAUGGACAAGGAUAAUGUGACAAGACCCAAUGCUCAAGAUAUUCUUUCAUUGCCCUAUUUCAACAACAACAAGAAGAAGUAA